AUGACGGCUGCGAAAGAUCACACCUAUUCCUACAGCAGUUUAUAUCAACACCAAUUUGGAGCAGAAUUUCGACGGUUUUCUCUGGAAAGAUCAAAACCUGGAAAAUUUGAAGAAUUUUAUGGAUUAUUGCAGCAUGUUCACAAGAUACCCAAUGUUGAAGUUUUAGUUGGAUAUACAGAUAUUCAUGGAGAUCUGCUGCCUAUCAAUAAUGAUGACAAUUAUCAUAAAGCAGUUUCCACAGCCAAUCCUCUGCUCAGGAUUUUCAUUCAAAGGAAAGAAGAUGCAGACUACAGUGCUUUUGGUACAGACACUAUGACGAGGAAGAAAAAUGUUUUAUCAAAUGUGUUGCGUCCAGAUAACCAUAGAAAGAAACCGCAUGUUGUCAUUAGCAUGCCACAAGACUUCAGGCCAGUGUCUUCUAUUAUAGAUGUGGACAUUCUUCCAGAAACUCACCGCCGGGUACGACUUUAUAAAUAUGGAACAGACAAACCACUUGGAUUCUAUAUACGAGAUGGCUCUAGUGUGAGAGUAACGCCACAUGGAUUAGAGAAGGUACCGGGCAUUUUCAUAUCCAGGCUUGUUCCUGGAGGCCUUGCUCAAAGCACAGGAUUACUGGCUGUCAAUGAUGAAGUACUGGAGGUGAAUGGAAUAGAAGUUUCAGGAAAGAGUCUUGAUCAAGUUACAGACAUGAUGAUUGCUAAUAGCCGUAACCUGAUCAUUACAGUGAGACCAGCAAACCAGAGAAAUAAUAUUGUUAGGAACAGUCGGACUUCUGGCAGCUCGGGUCAGUCGACUGAUAAUAGUCUUCAAAGUUACACACCACACGUUGUGCAGAAUUACCAUCCAGAAGAAGAAGAAAGUGAUGAUGAAGACAUUAUUAUUGAAGACAGUGGUGAGCCACAGCAGAUUCCAAAAGCUGUCCCGACCUGUGAGAGUCUGGAGUCAUUGACACAAAUUGAACUUCUUCAUGAGUCGACACAAAAUGGUUUCAUUCCUUCCAGCGAAGUAAAUUUAUUUCAUUCAGCAGGCAGCAUUAACAUGGAGUAUGAAAUACGUGAUGCAGACCAAAAGUCCUUAGAAGAAGAUGGAACAAUCAUAACAUUAUGAAAUUGCAUCAUUACAUUUUACUAUUAACUGAAGAUGCCAUAUACCUUUCAAUUUGGCACAGUGUGAAAUGCAGUUUAUACCUCUCAGCCUAUUUAACCACUACAAGCUGUAAACAAAUAGAAGGAAAAAAAUAAGUACAGUAAAGUUAAAAAAUGGUUGCUUAUUUCAGUUGCAUAGUUUUAUACAUGUGUGUAAAUAUUUUACAAGCGAGGGUAAAUAACUGGUAAGCCUUGGACAGAGGUAAAUCUCAGUUGAAAAUGAAGGAUGGUUGAGAGGUAUGACUUUAUAUUUAUUAAGUGGGGUACUACUGGCUUUUGAAAAGUAAAUUUCCAUUACCAUGUGAGGUAGAUUAAAUAAUUAAUUAGACAUACAACUUAAUUGUUUCUAAUCUUCCAGGCAUGGCCAUGUAAAAUUACUUGGAAAUGCUCUUAACUAUGAUUGUAAAUUCUAAUGUGAAAGUUUUAAUAAUCUUCCAGUUUUGUAGCUUGAGGACCAGUUCUCUUCUCUUAGUUUUUAUGGUAUUUAAAGUGGUCUCUUAUACUUUGCUCUAGUUAUUAAUUAUUGUACUUUACCUUUCUGUACACUUCUAAAGAAAUUUAAAUUCAAGCAAGGUUAUAAAACUAACAUCUCACCUGAGCUUAUUACAUGUUCAAAACAUUCUAGUGAUGUUAAAGAUUUUUAUUAAUGGAAAGAUAGUUGAGUGAAAUUGGUAGCAAGUUGAAAGUUGUGUCUCGAUUUGUUUUUCUUACAUCCAAAUUAUUUCUUAUUCCAGAUUCAAGCAGUUUACAUUGUUUUAGAAAAAGAAAAAACAAAGUCAAACCUGUCUUUUGAAACUUUUAAAUUAGAACUUAUGAAAUAAAAUGGGCCAUGAACAUUUAAUUUAUGAAGGUCCUGUAGACAAAACAGUAUCAGAAAUAAUAGCCCUUGUGCUGCAAGCACUUAAGCAGAUGCUUAACAUUUAUUUACAUGGAGCUAUCAUGCUGAAUGUUAAGCAUCUGGUUUAGUAUUCUGUAAUUCCAGGGCUAUAACUAUAUUAAACUCUUCUGCUAGUGGCAUAACGUUUCUUCAAAACAGUUGCUUUUGUGGUAGUAAGGAGAAGGCAUUUAAACUCUCAAGGUGGUUAACACUAUUUGUGCAAGCUAAUAUUUGCAAUAGGAAUCUUGGGUGAAAGUUGCAGGGGGUUUUUUCCUAAGUCAAUUACAAGUCCUGUGGACUUCAACCAAAUUAUAUUCUAUCAGUUUGAAGUAUUUCAGGCUUCUUGACUUGUGAUGUUCAAUAUAGCAGUAUGGGAUGUUUUAAAUUACAGCAUGGGCUAUUUUAUUAUCAGCUUUGUGGCAUUUUAAUAGUAAGGAUAUGGCUCAGCAUUUUAAGCAUGCAGCUGCUUAGAAUUUGUUUUACUAACAACUAUUAAAUUUAAAACAGGCAAAAAUUAUUUCCAGUUUAAGAAUAUAAAAUGGGACGGAAAUAAACAUGUUGCUAGUUCUUUUAAAUUUAAAAACCUUUUUAAAAAUCCAUGCUGCUCAAAACUCGGCUUUUAGGGAAAACUGGGUUUUUUGUUUGUUUUUAUGGGUUCUUCCCCUCUCCCUCCAUUUCUUUGGUUUGAGGACCUCCUUCUCUUCCCUAGAAACUCAGUGAAUGACUUUCAUUUAUUCUAGUUCUGUUCACUUUGUGCCUUUUGUGUACUUGAAUGUAUGGUGAACAAUCAAAUGAGUAAAACAAACUUGGAUUAAGAGAAGAGUGAAAUCCACAGAUACUGAACUGGUAGCACACUUCUUAAUACAGGUGUAAUGCUUUUGAUGGAAUUGUUUUAUGGGUCUAAUAUGGUACAUUAGUUAUGCAGCAGUUUGGAUGUAAGAUAAGCUGUUAACUUACACAUAAGCAUGACACCUUAGAACACUAGUGUUACAGGAUCAUAAUUUAUUGCUUAAAUACGAACAUGUAAGACUAGUGCGCUGCUCAGCUUAAUUCCUACUUGUAUCAUAUUCAUGAACACUAAGUUUGUAAACCAGUGUUAAGAACUUAAGGAAAUUUUAAAUAAGGUUAUACAAUAAAACUGUACAUAAAUUUCCAUUUCUUAGGACGCUUCCUUGAAACUGAUUGACUUGAUCAAUGAGGAGGUGUUCCUUUGAGUAACACAUUUAUUUUUGUGAAAAGUACUCAAUAUAGACUAGCUCUACUUUGAAGAAAUUUUACGAUAUGUGGUAGAAUCGAGCAUAAAAAUUAUUUUUAAAUGCCUAAAGAGUAAGCAUUUUAUGCAUUUGGCAAUGAAAAUGACAGACUGCAUGGCAUGUAAUUGCUUAACACUGCAGUUGCCAUAAUAGACCAUUUCUAAAAGUUCUUCUACCAAUCUCCUACCACUAUAUAAAAUUGCUUAUUACUAACUGUUUUAAAAUCAUAUUACAGGAUAAUCAACUAUUGAAACAAGUUGUUUAAUUGACUUUUAUAUGUAAAAAUGGUACUGGGGGAUUCAGUAUAAAGUUUUUUUUCUAAAGAUUAUACAGAUAUUGUUAGCCUUUCAUGCACUACCUCCUAAGCUUUUAACAGUUCACAUCCUCUAAAAUGUCUCUGUAGAGGAAAAUACUUCACAGCUUCACUCUUUUGUACAAAUUUUAUUUUUAGCUAUAAAAUCCAAAAUUGAUAUGAAGUUUAUUAAUGCAUGAUUGACAAUAGUAAGCUGCUAUUAAUGCACAGUUUGUGAUAAAUAUCUAAUGUGUAAAUUGUAUUUUUAAUCUAGAUUUUAUAAACUAAUUUAUAACAUCCAAAUUAUUUCACAAUGCAUUGGAAAACCAAAAUUCUUUUAAAUAGUGUUAUAUGGGCAUGUACAUGCACAGUGAAAGCAGUCGAUCCCUCUUUUCUACUGGCAGUCUGAAAGCAGAUUGGCCUUCUAAGUGCACCUUAUUUUAACAGAAAAAAAAGUUAAUUGAAUUUAAGACACACUUCCUGUGAAAUUCAGUUAUGGUACCAGAUAAGUAAAGCCGAACUGUGAAUCAUGUUCUUCCACAGCUUAUGUAAAUUUAGGACAAUGUUCUUAUGAGUUAUCUGCAACAUGUACUCCUCUGAAUAUUGUGUAUUUUCUAACUUUACUUGCAACUUGAUUUUUACAUGAAUGAAAAAAUGUUUGAAAUGUCAAAUAUCAGUAUUUUUCUUACAACCUUAGUGUAUAAUGUACAUUGAUAUCUCACUAAAUGAAUGUUGAUUUUUACAAAAAUCAAACUAGCAUUAGUUGUAUAUUGGUCUUAUAUUUUUACAGUCGGGGACAAUAAUUGAUACAAAGAAAUGGAUGUAGAAAUGUGAUGACUAUUUUUAACUUGACAGGCAACACAAUGUGAAUAAAAAUUUGUAUAGCUUGUUUUUGAAA
Molecule: messenger RNA, 4465 nt
Organism: Alligator sinensis (Chinese alligator)
Lineage: Eukaryota; Metazoa; Chordata; Crocodylia; Alligatoridae
Gene: PARD6B
Product: par-6 family cell polarity regulator beta
Exons: 3
Coding region: 1-1107 (368 amino acids)
Biological process (GO): establishment or maintenance of cell polarity; centrosome cycle; regulation of cellular localization
Cellular component (GO): apical plasma membrane; cell cortex; nucleus
Molecular function (GO): protein kinase C binding
Source: RefSeq, a predicted model, not a curated record